GAUACUGCAACACUAGGGGGCGGGGCUCACUGCAUCCAUGUACUUGGAAAAUACCAGAGGAUUCAGUGUACAUUAUAUUAUUAUGCCUCCUAAGAAGAAUGGUGCUGGAAGAGCUGGACCUCAGGCUAACAAGACAGCUGCAACUGCUGGAAGACAGCCUGCUCGAGCCCCGACUGGACGUGGUCAGCCUGCUGCUGCAAAAGCCCCUAGUCGAUCCACAGCUCCAGUUGGUCGACAACAGCCCACCAAACCAGGAGCCAAUGCUAGGAAGCCUACUGCCAGUGGACCAGCCAAAGUUAGCAAGGUUGGUGUAGCCACAGGCAAGGCUGGAGGGAAGACACAACCAAGCAAGGGAGGGGAAGCUGUCAAGAAACCAGCACAGACAAAGAAAGACCUUAUGGCUAGGAGAAUACAGACUGCUUACAGGGGAUAUAGGUGUCGCAAGCUGCUCCUGGCUCUCAAACAGAAAGAGAAAGAAUAUGACGAGCUCAUGGAGAAGCUGCAACGAGAUGCUUACCUCCAAAUGGUUCGUCUGGAGCAGGAGAGGGCAGAGGUUGCUUAUCGUCAUGAAGAGGAUGAGCGUCGGAGGAAGAGGGAGCAAGCCAAGAGGGUUAAGAGGAUGCUUGAAGCAGCCUUUGAUGGGGACACCACUGAGAUCAAGGCUCUGCUCUCAGAGGUGGAAGCUCUGUACAUGGACAGUGACGAAGCUGUGGUGGCCAGAUAUCAACACAAGUUGGUGGAGUGCACUGACCCUAACAACAACACUCCUCUUUCAGAGGCUGCGGCUGGAGGAGAUCCAGACACUAUCAGGCUGCUGAUGAGUCUAGGAGCAGACCCCAACACCAAGGGCCAGUUUGGACGCACCUCUCUCUACAGAGCUGCGUUUGGGGGACAUCUAGAGGCUGUCAGAGCAUUGCUAGAGUCAGGUGCUAACCCACGACUAUUGGCUGAUGAUGGAGCAACACCGGAACAGGUUGCAGCUAAUCCAACAGUAGAAGAGUGCCUGUCAAGCUGGGAGGUGGAGAGCACUGAUAAACUACUGGCCUCUCUGGAGGAGCAGAGGAGCCAACGGUUGGAGAGAGAGACUAAACUGAGACAGAAAGAAGAAAGCAAGAUUCAGGAUGAGAUUACAGAAGCUGAGAAGGAUAACUCUUCUAAGCAGAAACAGCUGGCUAAAGCGUACGAAGAACUAAACAAGAGGAUCUUUGAGCAUGAUACUUACAGUGCUGAGAAGGGAGACAUCACUCUGCCCGCUGUACAAGAUGCUGAGGCACACUUGGAGAUAUGCAAGCUUCAUGCUGAAGAGGCAAGGAAGAAGCUACAACAGAUACGACUGAAGUUGCGAAUGAAGAAGAAAGAAUUCCAGGAUCUGGGAGAUGAGGAGGAUGACGAUGUGAAGGUGGACGUGGUCAUCAACAUCAGAGAGUUAGACGAUGUCCUCCUCAAAGAUGUGGGCAAUAAGAUAACUAACAGCGACAAGUGGCCACUGAUCAUUGAUUCAAACCAGCAAGCUGCUACCUUCAUGCGUUAUCGUGACACCAACUACCUCAAUGUGUGCAGUCCUAAGAACAUGGAGACUGACACAAUAAGAAUGGCCCUCCUCGGAGCUAUAAGGUAUGGGAAGUUUGCAGUGAUUGACCUGAUGGAUAUUGAUAAUAUCUGGCGUUCGGUGGAGCAGCGAUUUGAGACAGUGCAGAAAAAUUUGUUGGCUGAGCUAAUGUCAAAGCAGCUAAUGAAAGAAGAAAAGUAUCUCUCGCUUGUAAAGAAAUCUGACGGCCCUGAGUACUCCCCUAAAAUGUUUCAAGGAGCUCGUACUCAAAACUUUAAGUUUGUGCUAGUGACUCAACUACCCCACCCACCAGAAGAGCUCCUGCAACAGUGCUACACCAUUAGAAUACACACUCCUAACAUGUGAACUCAAUAUUCUUAUACAAUGCUGUGUUGUUGAAAGGCAGACCCCUGAGACACUACUAUUUUUACCAUUACUAAGAAACGACCA
This is a messenger RNA of Halichondria panicea, 1999 nucleotides long. RefSeq names its product IQ motif and ankyrin repeat domain-containing protein 1-like. The transcript is spliced from 16 exons. The record is from RefSeq and is a predicted model, not a curated record. Gene Ontology annotation, molecular function: protein binding. NCBI's taxonomy places the organism in Eukaryota, Metazoa, Porifera, Demospongiae, Suberitida, Halichondriidae. Bases 38 to 1915 code for a protein of 625 amino acids.